AUGGGACAGUGUUACAUAGAGGGCGCUGCGGGACACACGAGGAGCACGAGGCGCCACCUGGGCGCGCGGCGGCCGCUCGGCGGCGCGGCGCGAGAGGCCGCCACGGCGCGGGUGCGGCACGAGCGGCGGCGGUGGCGGCCGCGAGCGUCGGAGCGGCUCGAUUUACUCAUUCGCCGCGGCUCGCGCGGGCCGGAGGUCGCUCAGUGUGUGCGCGGCCGGCGUAGCCCACCGGUCGUCCGGUGCCGUUCUCGAACCCAGUCGGUGGAGCAAGUGACUAGUAUGAGCGACAGGGACAGGUCGUCGCCCUCCCUCACGGACACCCCGCUCAAGACGUACAUCGGCCGGCACGACGACGACUACCCUCUGAUAAACGGAAACGGUAUGUAUGAAGAUAAUAAUCAGUGCAUUAGUGUGAGUGAGUGAUUACCAAACUAGCAAUUCAGGACUUAAAA
This is a messenger RNA of Maniola jurtina (meadow brown), 452 nucleotides long. RefSeq lists its product as uncharacterized. The transcript is spliced from 2 exons. Lineage: Eukaryota; Metazoa; Arthropoda; Insecta; Lepidoptera; Nymphalidae. The coding region runs from base 1 to 423 and encodes 140 amino acids. The record is from RefSeq and is a predicted model, not a curated record.